Striga asiatica is the source of this 381-nucleotide messenger RNA. NCBI's taxonomy places the organism in Eukaryota, Viridiplantae, Streptophyta, Magnoliopsida, Lamiales, Orobanchaceae. The record is from the annotation of a GenBank genome assembly.
AUGUCCGCCCUCCGCCAGUGCGUUUCGCGCCCACAUUCCGGCCACCGGAGCUUCGUCGUGCAGCCGCCUUCCGCCUGUACCUGCAUAUCCUCCGCCGCCCGCUACAGCCCUCUACCGUCAUCUCUCACCACCUCACUGUCUUUACCUUCACACUACCGAUCCUCACCUGACCACCCGAAGCACACGUCGACCUCCGUCGUAACCCCGCCAGACCACCAUGAGCACCAUUCGCCGUUCGCCGUGACUUGGCCACGCCCAAGGUCUCAGCCCGUUGCCGCCAUCAGUCGGACAUCGCCGACUACUCCGACGCGGCCCCCUUCCUCCGCACCUAUCGCGAAUUGUCGAUCUUCCUCACCUAUCACGGUGGUCAGCGGCGGUUGA